AUGGCUGCUGUAGACGAACCAGUCAGGUCACAGGACCCGACACAGGACUCGGUGGCAGCUGGCGGCGAUGUCGCAGAAAGCACCGCGACCGACGCGCCGCCAGCCGACCCGCCAACCGAGGGGACUCAAGAGAAUGGAACUGCGGGGGAAACCCACGCAGACGUCGCGCAGCCUGCUCUCGACCCCGUCGACCCGUCGCCCCCUUCAGAUGAAAUUAAUGCCACCCAGGAUGGUGCUUCGGCUUCACGACACUCCUUAAUAUGCGACGGUGUAGAGCAGGUCCCUCCCCAGCCGCCUACCUCGACUGGGCAGGAACCAGCGACGGCGACGACGGCUUCGUCCAACAACACGCACGAGACCCACACCGUACAGGCAGACGAGUCGGAGAAGGAGAAACCCACGCUGACCAUAACGACGCCAAGGGGGAAGCGGCGGCGGGAAGCGCGGGAGGUGUCCGAGGGCGCACACACGGCAUCGAGCACGACGGAGCGGCCGUCGACGCCACGCUCGGCGCGCACCUCGAGCAAGCGCGCGAAGACGUCCCUCCUUGCGAGAAUCGUGCGGGCAUGCACGUCUUGCACGCACCCGUCCGGGCGCAACCACGACAUUGACCUCAGCGAGGGCGUGCGCGCGAAGGUGAGCGAGAAACAGCCGGUAAAGGACGGCGAAAUGCAGCCUGGGCGAGAUUCCUCCGACUCGGCGACUGCGCUCACGAUAGUCUCCCCUGCGCCCUCGGACGACACUGAUGUGAUUGUGCCGCCCACGCCCUCGCGCCUCCUCCCGCGUUCGGAGACGCAUGGUGUGACAGCAGGCGCGGUGCAGCCGCCUGGUUCCACUGGACACGACCUCGUGGUAGCCAACGAUCAGGGAGACGACUCUGACAGCUCGUUCACCGAAGAAGACGCCCUCAACCUAAUCCACAUCGACGCGGACACAGAAGAGCAGAUGCUCAUACAGAAGGGCGGAAACGGGAUACCUAUUGUUGACGGUAUCCUGCGGCCCUUGCUUCCGCCCAUAGCCCCCGAGUACAUGGGGCGCAAGUGCCUUGUACUCGAUCUCGACGAGACACUGGUACAUAGCAGUCUGAAGCCUGUACCGUCACCAGACUACAUCGUUCCUGUCGAGAUUGAGUCCUUCUGGCACAACUUCUAUGUACUCAAGCGCCCCGGGGUGGACGGUUUCAUCAAGCGGAUGGGAGAAAUAUACGAGGUGGUGGUAUUCACAGCGAGUCUCAGCAAGUAUGCCGAUCCGGUCUUGGAUAGACUUGACCCUGACCACUCAGUUGCCCACCGGCUUUUCCGUGAGAGCUGCUACAAUCACCGAGGGAACUAUGUCAAGGACCUCUCACAGCUCGGCCGCCCCAUCGAAGACACGAUCAUCAUCGACAACUCACCAGCCUCCUAUAUCUUCCACCCCAACAACGCGGUCCCCAUCUCGUCCUGGUUCAAUGACCCGCACGACACCGAGCUGACCGACCUCUGCCCGUUCCUCGCGGACCUCGGCGAGUCGGGGCACGACGUGCGGGGGAUCCUCAACCCCGUCGCGUAG
Molecule: messenger RNA, 1548 nt
Organism: Rhodofomes roseus
Lineage: Eukaryota; Fungi; Basidiomycota; Agaricomycetes; Polyporales; Fomitopsidaceae
Product: HAD-like domain-containing protein
Exons: 7
Coding region: 1-1548 (515 amino acids)
Cellular component (GO): plasma membrane
Molecular function (GO): phosphoprotein phosphatase activity
Source: RefSeq, a predicted model, not a curated record